GUUUUAAACGAUAGACGAUGCUUCCUCAAGGCCAACCAGCCGGGUCGAUAAUACUGUCCGGCGUGUUAUGAUCCAGACUCCAAAGCAGUCACCUGUGUACUGUCCUGGGCAUACACGUCCGGUCGUUGAUAUCUGUUAUAGCGGAGAGACAGAUUGCGGACAUCUUUUCAUCACUGCUUCAAAAGAUGGUAAAGCAAUUCUGCGCCAAGGUGAUACAGGAGAUUGGAUUGGAACAUUUUUAGGUCAUAAAGGAGCUGUCUGGUCGUGUGUCUUAGACAAGCAUGCUACUAAGGCUGCUACCGGGGCGGCGGAUUUCACUGCCAAAGUAUGGGAUGCAAACUCCGGUUCGGAGCUCCUUUCAAUCACCCAAGAUCAUAUUGUUCGGUGCGUUGACUUAAGCAAAACUGACUCAGGCGCAAAAUUACUCACUGCUAAUAACUGGAAAAAGAUUUCGGUCUAUGAUCUAAACGCUCCUAAAUCACCCAUAUCCGUAUUCGGGGGACACGAACAAAUAAUUCGUCGACUGCUAUGGUGUGGCGAAGAUAAACUUGCUUUAUCCAUAUCAGAGGAUAAAACUAUCCGCUUGUGGGAUCUCCGAGAUAUUCUGAAGCCAGCUGCAGUUCAUCAGAUAUGGUCCAAGGAAUUAUCAGACCCAGUCAACGAUAUUCAAUUCCAUAUCCCUUAUAAUGAAGAUCAAGUGAAAGCUGUGGUAGCAUGUGGAAACUCAAUCCAGACUUAUACGUUUGACUGGCGUUAUAGCAACGUGAUAGAAGCACCUGAAGCUUUCCCAAAAUUCAGUCUAUCGUGUCCAGUAAAUUCUGUCAGCUUGCAUCCCACUGAAAAAUUACUUGUAUGUGGUGGAGAUGAUCACAUAAUAUAUCGAUUAAAUUCGGAAACUGGUGAAAUAUUAGAAACCUGCAAGGGACAUUUUGGCCCUCUACAUUGUGUUAGAUUUUCUCCUGAUGGACACGUUUAUGCAAGCGGUAGUGAAGAUGGCACUGUUCGUUUGUGGCAAACUGUUGUUGGAAGUGACUUUGGAUUAUGGAGAUUGACUGUACCGAAUGAAGUUUCUGCUGUUAAUUGCUCAAAUUUAUCUGUAUCUGCCAAAGAUCACUGUAGCACGAAUUUAGCCGAAGUACCAGCUACUGGUGAUACUAAUAAUAGUUGAUCCUUUUACAUAUUUUUUUCAUUAUGAAUCUCACCAGAAAUAUUAUUGUGGUUUUUAUAAUCCAUACCAUUAUGUUAAUGCUAUAGUAAAUUUUAACCAUAAACUACUUCUGCUGAGAAAUAAUUAAGAGGACUUUGUACAGUACUGACUUCAGUUGUCAACCCUGUCAACAGUUUUAUGAAUAGAAUAUUUUUGAUAAAAUAUAAAAUUUAUUUACUCGUA
This is a messenger RNA of Schistosoma curassoni, 1390 nucleotides long. NCBI's taxonomy places the organism in Eukaryota, Metazoa, Platyhelminthes, Trematoda, Strigeidida, Schistosomatidae. The record is from the annotation of a GenBank genome assembly.